Molecule: messenger RNA, 1689 nt
Organism: Pelagomonas calceolata
Lineage: Eukaryota; Pelagophyceae; Pelagomonadales; Pelagomonadaceae
Source: the annotation of a GenBank genome assembly
GCUGGGAGAGCGCGCUAAUUACAGAGGAGGAAACGCGCGGGCAACUCUGACCGCAACGAAGCACCGCCGCCAGCAGACCAUCCGCUAACGCGCUGCCCAUCCAGGCAGCUGCAGCCAGCAAUAGUCCAAGGCAAGCAGCUGCAGCCCAUCCAGGACGCUGCCCGCGUACAUUCCGCGUACAUUAGGCGACAGAGCCCGCGCACACUGCACAUAAGGUGACAAAGGGAGGCCGACAGGCAAACCGCAAUGCUCAAAGCCGUCCGCAAAGCGGCGCGCGAGCGGCGCGGCGAGCCGACGCUGCUGUGUCGCGCCAUCUACGAUUUCGUGGCCGAGGGCCCCGAGGAGUUGUCACUAAGAGCGGGGGACGAGGUCCAGUGCCACCAGAAGCAGGACGACGGGUGGUGGUUCGGCGUCGUCGUCGACGGCGAGCGGCCGCGGGGCGGGUUGUUUCCGGGCGCGUACGUCGAGGAGCUGCCGGAGGACGCGCCGCGGCCCGUCGUGCUGCGCGAGCCGCUCGCGGAGUCGCUCGUGGAAGGCCGGACGACGGAGCUGGCGCCGAGCCCGGGCAAGGAGGCGCUGUUCGCCGCGGCCGCGGGCCAGGGGGGCGAGGACGCCGUUUUUGUCGAGGAGGCGCCGGAGGGCGACUUCGUGGAAGACUCGCCGGACGACGAGGAAGACUCGCCGGACGACGAGGAAGACAUGGCGCUGCGGACCGUCCUCUUGCUCGAGCGGCGCGCCGAGGCGGCGGAGGCGUCGCUGGCAGAAGAAAGACAGAAGGCAGCGGAGUUCCGCGACGCGACGACGCAGUCGCUUCGCGAGCUGAACGACGCCCUGGCGCAGGCGCUCCAGCCCGUCGUAGGUGGCGUGCUCCUGACGCCGCCCUCGGAGACGUUCUGGGAGGACGACGCCGAGGCCGCGGACGACGUGGAGAACGACCUGAAGCGAGCCUUGGAACCUAGAUUGGUCGUUAGGCUUCAGCGCAAAACCCUAGAUUGGUCCGACCUCUGCGCCGCCGUCUCGCAAGUCGUCGCGCGCCACGCGACCCCGAUGCACACCCGCCAGGGCAACGAGUUCGAGGCCACGGACUGGGCAUCACCCUCUGUUUUAAAUGACGACCAACGCCACAGCGAGGUGCCCCUCGAGACGCCCCUGAAGCAGACCAAGAUAGUGGACCUGCGGAAGCCGGCGCCGCCGCCGCGCUCCGACGGUGAUGUGGCGGCGGAGCAGAAGCCCCAGUUGCGCGCGCUGUUCGACGCGUACAAGGAAGGUACUGGCGUGGGCCACGUGUCGCCGGCUGGCUUCCUGCGGCUGUGCCGCGACAAGCGACUGUGUCCGGACCUGCUCGAUCGGCGGGACUGCGCGCGUCUAUGCAAGCUGGAGCUGACGGGCGUGGCGGGCCUGAACGAGGCGCGGCUGGGGCGGGCCCUCGCGCGCGCGGCCGUCGCGGCGUUCCCGGCGGUGGACCCGGCGUGCGCCGUGGACGAGCUGUUCGACCGCGUCGCGAGCGUGCCGACAGGAUUGCCAAGCUCGCCGACAGGAGCACCGGCCGCGGCCGACGCGCCGCCGCAGAUGCUCCCCCUGUCGCCCCUGCAGGUGCACGGUUACCCCGCGUACUACCACCAGCCGGGCGCCGCGCCAGCGCCGGCCCGCGGCGGGGACCCUAAUAAUACGUGAGUAGCUAUCUUGGUC